This is a messenger RNA of Xyrichtys novacula (pearly razorfish), 34751 nucleotides long. The record is from the annotation of a GenBank genome assembly. Lineage: Eukaryota; Metazoa; Chordata; Actinopteri; Labriformes; Labridae.
CUGUGAGGAAUUUGUGUUUGUGUCAACUUUGGCGCCCCCUGUGGACAAGUCAGUCUUUUCUUAUCUUUUCCUUAACAUACUUAUGUAUCAUCUUUAUCCAAAAAUAAUCCAAUCACUCUGACUUUUCACAGCCAAAUCACAUAAUGUGAAUAUUUUACAUGGAAAAUGUGAAAAUGACGGACACCUAUCCCCUCACACCGGUUUAAGGCAUUCAAAUUUACAACACAAUAUUUGUUUACCUUGUUGCAGAUAGUCUUGGUUACUUUUGUGUAUCAUAUAAAGGUAUUAAUAUAAAAUGAACUGAACUUCAUGAACUUUAGAAAAAAUCCCCACAGGAGCUUUAAGUUUAAUCUGAUUUUAUCACAAAAAAUCAAGUAAGACACCUGUAGACAAGUGUCUAUCCUGUGUAUAUCAGGUAAGCACAGUAGAAGUGGAAAAGUGAGAAAAAGCACUUAAACAAGAGUUGUUUAACUUGUUGUUUAACUUUCUUUUUUUGUUUAACUUUCUGUUUCUGCUUUAAACAGACAGAAGAAACUCUGAAGUGAACCAACUCGACGUACACUUCAGAGUUUAUAGUGUAAAUACUUAUCUCUAUAUUUUUACUUAUUUUAUCUUCUACUUUAUUAUUUAUCUCCUUGUACUGUUUUUACUGUAUUUGCACUGGAGUACUGUAACAAAAGCAAUUUUCUGUCUGGGGGUUAUUUAAGUAUUUCUGACUCUGUAUCUCUGUAGGUCAAAUUUAAGGGCUGGAUGUUCUCCUUGUGAGACUUAAGCUUCAAAUGUGCAGGAAUAAUGUCAAAUUAAUAUGACAGUUAACUUUUUCCGUGUUUUACAGCAUGAAAAGAAUCAAAAAAGUAUGUGUACCUGAUUCAAAAAAUAGUUAGAAAGGCUUUUCAGGGGCGUCAACAAAGUGCAGCUGCCUUUUGGAUUAAACUUUGACUAACUUUGAUUUAAGAUUGCUGAGAUUCCUCAUAGGAUUUGAAAGUUCUUUAGGAGAAAAAAACUUUUACAUGUGACCUUAAGCUGUGUUCUCCUGUCUGAGAGCCUUGGCUUUGUGAUAAAUCAGGUAAAUAAUAUGUUGCUUGAUAAAAUGUUCAUUAGAUAUAACUACUUUGGGAUAUAUUUAAGCCUCUUAUGUGACUAUAAUUGCAACAGGGAAACUUCAAACAACCCCAUUGUUCUUUGGUGGAGAUGUGAAAUCUCUGUUUCUGUGGGUUGUAGCAGCACAAGAGGCCUUCACCGGGAUAUCUGCAGCGUGGACGGCCAUCACAGCCAAAAAGGGUGAGUUUUAGAUCUUCAGAGAGGGGUUGUAGAGCUCAUUUGGUUUGAUAAGAACAGCAGGCAGUGAUAUCACACCCUAAAUUCCUGCACAUACUUGUAUUGUUGUGUUUGCACGGACAGCCCAUGUGCCGUGUCGGAUCUGAACUUCCUCGUCCUGCAGAAAGAAGGAGGAUAGAGGAGUGACGUCGCAGCCCGCAGAGAGGCCCGCACCACGGCGGGAGGAGAGGAGAGGAAAGGAGAGGAGAGAGGCAGGGACGGACGGACGCUGCUGCAGCAAAUACAGGAAAGAGAGAGCCAGGGCGACAAUCAACCGGCAACCGAGGGGAAACUUUGUGGAGACGAUACACGCAGCCAUAAUGCGGCACCGCCCGCCGACCCCGGAGCUGAUGUGACUGCACACCCAGAGCAGGGAGGAAGCGGCGGACUCCAGCGCUACCUCUCCCCGGUCGCCUCGCCUCGCCUCGUCGCGGCAGGUCGGACGGUCGGUCUGUCUGACUGGAGGAGGUGGAGGAGGAGAAAGGGGGGACAUGUCCUCUCUAACCGUAGAGGAGGACCAGAAAUGGGUACCGACGCACGUCCAGGUGACGGUGCUGAGAGGCAGGGGCUUACGGGGCAAGGGCAAACACGGCACCAGCGACGUGUACACUAUCAUUCAGCUGGGGAAGGAGAAGUACUCGACCGGCGUGGCGGAGAAGACCACCGAGCCGGAGUGGAAAGAGGAGUGCUCGUUUGAGCUGCAGCCCAGCGUGCUGGAGAGCGGCUGUCCGGCCGGGAGCAACGAGCUGGUCCUCACCGUGAUGCACCGGGCGCUUAUCGGACUGGAUGUGUUCCUCGGCCAGGCUGUGAUCCGGCUCGAUAAGGUCUUCAGCGAGACACGAUGCGUUAAAAACGAGUAAGUCAUAGUAACUGUGUUUGUGUGUAUUUUUGGCGACAGCAUGCAGACCAGCUAAAAUCUGCAAGCCUAUGAAGCCUCAUCUUCCACCACUUUCUCUCUUUUCCCAUGCUCAUUGAACUCAUCAGGGUGUUUCUCGUCUUUGCAGCCUGCUUUUGUCCGGUUUUAGUUUGUUCCUCAGACAUAAACACAGCUGUCAAAUCAGUGGUGCUGCAUCAGGGCCCUGCAGACACACCCUCCCUCCUCCUCCCACAGACACCAAACUAACUCUGAGUACAUCUGAGCCCACUACACCUCACCGAGGCUACAGGCUACCCCCCAAACACAGAACAUCCUAGAAACUUCUGAUUUCACCUCCACACUUUGAGCAUGUUGUGUUUUGUUAUGUUGUAGGUGUGUGAGAUGUUGUUGCCCACUAUCUGAGGCAUGGCAAAUGGGCUAGGGGGGAUUAAUGCCUGUCCCAAUUCCAGGGAUUAUCUAACCAAUCCAUGAUCCCAGAGCUCGAAGGUAUUUUUAGCAUAACAUGUUGUUUUACAAAAACCCACCCAAGAAGAGAACAUACCUGAAUGUAGAGAUGUGAUCGGAAGUUUGAGGCUUCAUUUACUGUACAUGACAGUGUUUACAGUAGCCAAUUUAUUGGGGAAAGUCCCUCCCUCAACCGCAAAAACAAGUUAUAAAUCAAUGAAACUGAAAGAUUUGAGAUGACAAACAUAUAUAAUCCAAAUUUAUACAAACAUCAUGUUUUAUAACAGUUUGUACAGAGACAAAAAACACUGAAAAAGUUUGCUAGUGCUAAAAAAUAAAUAGAGUCUUCUAGAAGAGAUUUAACACUCUGUGAGAGGGGAGAGCUGGGGGAGAAAAUAGUUCAGCAAUCCCAGAUUAAUUCUCGUCAACACAAAACCGAGAACUUGGGGUUUUAAUCAUCAACGGUAUCCUUACAUAACAUUAUUAAAAGAUGAUUAAGAGAAUCUAGAGAAGUCUCUGGAACCGAGACGAUAAACCCAAACUGAAUGACCGAGAUCUUUGGUCAUUUGGCAGCUAAUCUCUCUGCAUUUAAUCAGACCCGACUCUGUAGUGGAACUCGCUGCAUGGGCUCUAAAUCACAUCCAAAACCCGGUCUGUUAACUGCAUUAAGACAUGAAGAUUAGACUGUACCAUGCAGAGAAGAAACUGUCAUAAUCCAGGGAUAUCUACAUGUUUUAGAGCAACAUAUGCUAUCAUCCAGAAAACCUCAUUUUUCAGGGAGGAACUAAUAAUAUAGAUACAGUACUGCAUUUUGCACUUGUCAUUAUUGAGCAUCUGAAAUCAAUGAGACAACUUUCUACUUUCAUAACCCAGAAACUGGUCUCCUUGGUUCCAAACAGAGUCCAUUUAAAGUAAUAGGUGAUGCAACCCAUGGGUAAACAUGCCCCUGAACAGUUUUGAAUCAUGUUGCAGGCAUCAAAUUUAAAAUGUAAACCUAAUUGCAUUAAUAACUUCACUUCACACACACACAAAAAAGUUCUAUACAAAUAAAAAAAAUAAUGUCUAAACCUCUUGCAUUGUAAGCAAGAAACCACAUAAGAUUUGGAUAUUUGUCCUGACAGCAAUGCAUUAUGGUCAACUGAGGCACCUGUCAGUUACAAUAUUUGGCCCGAAGCCUCUUUCUCUUCUCCUGUUUUUCAUUUCAGCUUGAUUUGUUUAGGCAAUACAAGCGUUCACAUCAGCGACGUUUUCCUGUCCUGCGAUAUUUCGGCAUUUAUUUUUUCGGAUCAUGGUCGAUUUUUAAAGUUGCGCAUACUGUGUGUCCACUUCUGACCAAUCAGAUUGCGUGUUGUUGCGACGUCUGAAGGACAACUUGUGGAGAGUCAUAGAGUCGGAUCUCUCAGUUUGCUAAACGUCUUUGUUUUAACUUUCAUCUGUGCUAACGUAAGCUAACAGUUGUUACCAUAGUUUCAUGUGCUUAUCUUAUCGCCUCUGAUUGGCUAUAAGUGCUGACCGUUUGGCUUGAGCGUGUAAUGACGUUUCCAGCUUUUCUAGCCAAUCAGAGGCGAAGGAGCGGGACUUUCCCCGACGAAAGUCUUCCCCGGGAUGCGUCUUUUUCCCCUGGAAAGUCGCAAAAUCGCAUCGGCUUGAUGUGUAUAGUCAGGCGCGUCAAAAUUCGCCUCAGAAUAUUUCGUACUUUCGCAUUUUUUAUUCGUGUCGGCCCCGGUAUGUAAGGACCUUUGAAUAUCUACAGAUGACACGUGAUGUAGCUUUGUUUACAUCCUUCCAAAUGACGCUUAACUACUUGAUUAAACUUUAAAAAGUCCUAAUUGUUGUUUUUAGAGCAAGUUUAGAAAAAGAUUCAUCACAUCUAAGUAAGAAAUAUAAAUAAAGGACCCUGACAUGUGGUUGUUCACUCUCUAUGAUGCAUCAAAAGUACAAGAACCCCCUAUUUGAAUAAUUCGCCCUCAUUAUUCAAGUAAUUCAUUCUGAAGAGGUUAAAACAGGAGUGGGCUGCUUUCAGAAAGCUACCCACCGAAUACUCUUCCACUCAUGUGGCACUCUCUACCAAGGUCUAGCUUGGAAAGUCCCCCUCAUAAUCUGUGAGAGCACACAGGCAGGUAGAAUCUGGAAGAUUUCCUCACAGCAACAAUUAUUUACCGUAAUCUGACAGGGGUUGAAAAUGCAACAGCAGGACAUGGAUUUGUGGAUAUAUCCUUAUAUAACAUCCGUCCACUACUCCUCAUCUGACACUCUGUUGACACAGGCUGAAUUUUUGCCUUGAUCAGAAAAAACAUCCCUCCUCCUCCUCUUCUGUUUUCUUUUUAGUUUAAAAGAAAAAGGACAACCAUCCGACCUGACCGUGUCUUUUAAAGCUGUGAGUGUGAGCUGAAAGGAGAACCAGUCUCCUCCUGUUGAAGCUGGUCACUUGAAGGUUAGAGGCAGCCUGUGAUGUUGACGUGUCAGCAGUUUGGUAUCUUGGGACAUUCAGUGUCUCCAUGUGGUAUUUGGUGAAUCCUGGCUGGUCAAUAGCAACGAGUCUCACAGUCAACACGGCUCACGGAUGUCAAUCUUUUGAAUAAAGACUUAAAAUAGCCGGUGUUUGACUAAGAAGAUCCCCUAUUACAUGAGCCUCUUUCUAGUGCAAAGUGUUGAUUUUUGGAGUGUCUUCCGGGAAGCACCACAGGAAAAGAUGUUAGCAGUGUUAACAUCUCAGCUGCAAAUGAAAGAGUGAAAUUAGCACCAUCUCUUGAUUUUUAAGCUGUAAACAAAAGCAGUAAUGGCUGACAUCAGGCAAGCAUUCAGAAAUCUUCCAUUUUUACUGUUAAAUUCUUGUCGACUCAUGGUGAAGAUUUAUCAGGAAAACCGGGGGUGUCAUCCUUUUGACAUGACGCAUACUUUUCCUGCCCACAUUUUCCUGAAUACAGUUCAACAAUCAAACCCAAGUAGCAAUUUGGGUGACUGUAUUGGCUGAUAAAUGUGUGUAUCUAUGAAAGCAGCAGAGCUGUGUGCAUGUUUACAUUCUACAGUUGUGCUUUCCAAGACAAGCUCUGUGUGCAUGGAGUCCAGUUCUUUGUGUGUUUAACCGAGGGUGUUGCGUUAAAGUGAUAACAUGCAGACUUUUGUUGUGGACUAAUCAUGGAAAAUGAGAAACUGGUGACAGCAUGGCGUGGUUCAAGUCAUAAGACCAACAUCUUACUUCCUGCCAUGUCAAUCUUCUCAUGCCACAGUUGUUAUAAUCAAACAACCCCAUGUUUAUCUGUGCAAGACAGCUUUUUGGUGCUUGCUUUUUUAGCAAUGGUCCACCUGAUACAAGCUACUGUGCUGCUAUGUUUCAGCUCAAACACUGACUGCAAACAUUUCACAGUCAUGUUGAUUUUCUGCAUUAGUCCGACUGGAACUGGACUUUUAAAACGCAUGCAAACUUGUUAGCCUGACUGAAAUUGCCCCAAAUCAAAACCUCGACAGAAAGAGGGAUGUAAUAAAGAUGAAACAGUUGUAUCUUAUGUACAAAAUGUACAAAGCUUAUGAAGUUGUCUGUGUUCUGAUUAUACAACAUACAACCUCUUACUAACCCAUAUGUUGAUUGUUUUUGCACAUGACGUAAUAGGUAAAGGGGGAAUGGCCGAAUUGUAAGGAGCCAGGGGUGGCACAUAACAAAGCAUAGCAGAGACAGUAUACUUUUGCAAACCAGUGGAUUCUGGCCUGGAGCUUGUAAACUGGGACAAGAUAGAAGUCCAGUUGAAUCAUCAGCUUUAACUGUAGCUUGACUUAAAGGGAUCGACUCGUCAGGGCUCCCCCAUAAACAAGCGGAUGCUGGAAGAGAGUAGGUGAGUUGUGUUUAGUCUCUUUGUUAAAGAAACCAGGCAAAGUUAAAAAGAUGUUUGGUGGCUAGUACUAUGUCUGUGACCCUAUAUGUCCUGUUGAUGAAGUUAGGUGCUGUUCUGAACAUUAUUUGUGGCUAUAGAGUGGCUUUUUGGUUGAGGUUUGCGUGUGGAGACGUAGACCGCUGUGUAUUGCUAUCGUGCGGUCGUUACUUAAGUUGAUGUAACUAGAGAAGCAAGUGGUCGGCAACAUUCGUCUCUCGAAGGGGUGUCUAAUUCUGUGUUACAGUGUGUUUGACCAUAACUUAAAUUUACAACGAAAUAUCCCUUUAACUGUGCGUAGAAACAUACUGAUUGUUUACCAUGUACUUGUUUAGGUUUUGGCCCAAAAACUACUUGGUUACUCACUUUUUUGGGUUGAGAUAAAUCAAACUGACCUUUGGUUGCACUUGGCAAAAUCUUGUGUUAUAUACUGCCCGUCCUAUCCUUCACUGGACUCAUUCAGAAACACAACACUCUGUGCAGCUUCAUUCGCAUGUACUCUAGCGCGGUAUGAAUCUAACAGGACAUGACAUUCUGUACUUUGUUUUCACAUCAGUUUGAAAUCACACACAUUUGUCCCUCAGAUUUGUGGCUGUCCCAGGUGUCGCCUUUUAAUGUACAGCUGUCCUUUCAGGGUAAUUGCUUUCUUUAAGGCGGGCUUUUAUUUGCAUGGCUAUAGGCGUAGGCUCAGAGAUGAAUGGAUGCAGUAAAGUCUUAAAGGGAAGAGGCACAAAAAACAGUGAGGAGGGAAGAAAAACAGGUGCUCAGCCGAACACAGACGGAGCAAAUGUAAAGAAGAAAAGCACUUCUUCAUUUUGUUAGAGUUCAGUGACUGGAGAGAGUGUUAAAAACUCCUUCACUUUACAGUUUCAUAUUUAUUAAGCUCUGAGGAGGAGCUCGGCUUUCACAGUGAUGGAGUGCAAAGGGGUCGUGUACUGCAGAGGGAGAUCCAGCAACUGAACUUCUGACCUGUUUAUUGUCUCUUAGAUUCAUAAGUCUUCAUCUAGUGUACUUCUGAAUCAGCAUGUUCUGGUCACAGUCUGAUAAGAAAGAAUUAGGUUUAUAUUUAGGUGUUAUUCCCGGAGAGGAUGGGCUUAUUCUGAGGUAGUGUGAGAGGUCAGGUGUGUUUGAAAUCUGCACCAACACUUGCAGGAAAAAGAGCAACAUGAAAGCGUUCAUUUAACAUAUUGUCCGACAUGUUUCUACAUCUACAUUUAGUAAAUGAAGGCAGAACAGCUUGUGUACCAGGGUGGUAUGAUAGAGUAUUUUUAUGGUGACUAUCAGUGAAGAGCAGAUUCCUGGAAAGGUGGGCGUUGGGUGAUUUCCCCUGCAGGGUCUGUCAGGCGGAAGCUACAAAAACUGCCAAAUUUUCACACCAUGGACAAAAAAUAGCAAACCGCCCACAUUACGGACAAAAAGAAAUUAAUUUGCAGCGCCGGUGCUGAAUGUUGAGCCUGUCGUACAUAUUGUUUUCCUGUAUAAUCAGGUUCCCUUCCAAGAGAUUGAUUGAAGAUCUCAGCUCUGUUUUUCCCAGCAGAUCAGGGAUUGUUGUUUGUGCUGAUUUUAUGAUUCAGAUGCUACAUUUGGUAUUUUCCAACCUCUCCUUUCUGCUCCAUCGCUGUGUCAGAGUUAACUCUCUCUGUCAUGUGUUGUUUCUGUAGGAGGUUCAGCUCUGAUGCUGUUUCAGGCCUGAGAACUGAACCUCCAUCUGCUGAGUGAGGCAGAAAGACUCCCCCUCUCUCUCUCUCUGUCUCUCUCUGUGAUGUAUCCUGUACUAAGAGCUGACAGACUUUCAGAAGCUGCUGCUGCAGAGAGAGCAUAUAGUCUAAUGGACAUUCGAUGUUACAUAACUCUAUGACCCGAUCAGUCAUGCUGGAUAAUACAAAUGUACCUCAGCUGGUUGAAAACAUUUACAGUGGAGACUUAUCAGCUUAACUUCAGAUCAACAAUUGCUCUGAAUCAAACAGACAGACAUCUCACCAUCGUAUUAAUUCAUAGUCUUUGGGUCUGAGGCCGUACAGUUGCAUCAUAAAACUCCCAUCACUCUGUCUUGUAUCGUCAUGGAGGCACUGUGAAGCAAAGACGUUCAACGAGUCACAUUAAUAGAAAAGAUGAGCAAGAACUUACAGAGACGUUACGAAAUGUAGGUCACUGUGACACAGCAACCUAAAUUAUUGUUAGUUCCUGUUGACGCUCGGUUCAGCUAAGGUCAGAGGACUGUUUGCAAGGUAAAUAGCAGACAAGGCUAAAUGAUGCUUAUAGUUGGAUCUAUAUACAUAUAUUAUUUUACCAUUUGUGCUGCUUUAUACUGCUAAUUCUUAAGAUUUCUGGAAGGAAAUAAUGUACCCCUUCAAUCCUCCUAGGUUUAAAUAAGAUUAUAUAGAUUAGGGAUCAGCUAAUGUUGGUUCUUCAGGGCUGAUACCAGACGUUAGUAGAUAAUGAGACGGGUAACAGAUGCAAAUACUCAAAUGAUGAAUAUUAGCCCCAAUUAUCCAGUCAAUGUGUUUAAAUUUGUUGAUUUAGAAGUUGCACAAUUAAGCUCCCCUGAAUUUUAGUGGGUUAUAGAAAAGACUGAAAUUGCAGCCUGUUAGAGAUCUGCAGAAACAGAUAAGACCAAUAACUUAGAGACUGACCGUUUUCUGUAGUAUCUUUAGUUACUUGUAACAUUGAUUAGAUCAAAACGCUGCCAGACUAUGCUGCGGUAUGAGAUGCCAUCCAUACUUGUUAACAUCCAGAGUGUUAAAGCAUUGUGGUAGAAGCCAUUAACCAGAGCCACACUCUGUGUACACCCAUAAUUUAGACAAAACAUACAAUCUGUAUUUCAGACCCUCAAAACUAGAAAUGUAAAUGAUUUGUGUAACUGACUUUAAACUCCAGAUCUGAACAACAGGGUGAUGAUAUUAAAUUGUUAAGUUCACCAAAGUGCAAGAUGACAUUUUACAUCUGAAACACUACAAAUAUAAGUACAAGUACACAACCUGAAGAGAAUGCUACCAGAUAGGGCUGGGCGAUAAACUGAAAUUUUACCAGUACUGAAAUUUACGACAAUAACCAACAUCAUUUUGCCCAUAUUGCUAUAUUCUGUGUCAAAAUGAAUGAAAGUUGGUUUUGGAUGUGUGUAGGUAGGCUAUGGUCUCAUGUCUCAAGACGCUGUCCUACAUCAGAGACGUGACUCCACCCCUUCCAGUCUGUAACAAAGAGGGAAAGACAGGUGAGGAGAUGGAGGACGGUUCAAAAGUUGUAGCGGCUGAAGUCGACGAAGUUAAUGUGGGAGGGGGUGAGCAGCUCGUGGAGUAGUUAUCGUCUAUUUAUUGUUAUCAAGGUGAACUGCUCAAUAUAUCGUGAUAUUGAUUUAAGGCCAUAUCGCCCAGCCCUACUAUCAGAUAUCAAAAUACCUCCAGUGUGGUCCGUAACACUAAAAGCUUUCAUCUUCUCGGCUGUUCUUUGGAGGAUUAAGCUCAGGUUGAUGCUGUACAAUGAUCCCCUGAAGCAAUCACAUUAGUUAAAGAAGUAAAGCCAAAAACUCUUAGAUACUGGAUCUAACAGAGAGGACAGAUGUAACAGGAACACUUUUCAGUCCUGUCUCUGCCCUUGACCUUCACAUUUCAUAACAAAUCAGGUUUUUUUUAAUACUUGUGUAAAUUGCAGCAGCUUUGUAAGCAAACAGAGAGCAUUUGAUCUCCUCUCAUGGUGUGUUUGUAGCUGCCGCACCUGCUUCUGUUUGUGAUGAUCUACUUUCAUUUAAGUGAGUCAUGUUUGCAGUUUUAAUACUGGAGUAAACAGCACCUACUUAUGAAGUUUAAACACUCAGGGCCUACUUCAGUCGCUCUUAAAUACAGAAUGUUUUUAGUUUUCCAGACCCUUUUGGAGAGAUUAAUCAAGUAUUUAUUAGAUCCUCUCGUUUAUCCUUGUCCAUGAAUAUUUGCUGUCUAAAUAUUUCUCUUUUCUGCUUUACACUACACUACAGCUGACCCCUGGGAGUGACACAGAUCGAUCUUAUCUUCCUGUAGUUAGUAUGCAAUACCUUGUGGUCCCAUCUCCUACAUAUUUCCUGUCUAACAGCGACUGAAGAAACUUGGUUUUACCUGUGAAUUUAACGCCCUUUCCUUGGUUUUCUAUCACUUCAUUUUCUCGUGGGUCGUCUGUUUUUAAGCUACAGCGGUCGGUUGGGUUAAAGUAUUGAAAGGGGAAGUUGGAGCUCAUCGCGUCCAGAUGUGGAAUGUGGUCCGAGUCUCACGGCCCGUCUGCUGCUUCUGCUGAUGGAGGCAGGAAUCCAGACCACAUUACCAUAACAGCCCGCAGAGCUCCUGGAGGGUUUAUUAGCCUGUAUCAAUAAGAGACUCAAAUGGAAAAAAAAUCUCUUUAUGAUUCAAACAAAGCUGCAGCGCCGUCCUCAAAGUGACGGGGGUCUUCUUUAUUGUGGGUCGCCAGCUGACCGGGGGGAUCGUACUUUUUUUAAUGGUGUUCCCAGCACUUUUGGCUCUAACGGGACAUUUCUGGUGGCUGUUGAACCAGAGCGGAUUGAAGUUGUGCUCAAAUUGAUGGUGACUGACUCAGCAUGUUUUUUUUAACUGUAGAAACAGUUAGUGAGAGACAACCCUCUGAAUUUUGAUCUGUUCAGCGAUAUGAAGCAGAGAUUUUACACCAGAAAGGAACAUUUAGAGUUGUGAGGAAUCUAGAGUUUGUCAGUGGCUGUUUCUUUACUGACUCAUCUGAUCUGCUAUACAGGUUGUUCAUUAUUUAUUAUGAACCAGGAGUGAAUGUUGAUGUGGAUUAGCUGCAAUGAGACCCCUGUAUUUUUGGUUGUAAACAAACCCUUCCCGCUGCAUCACCCAUUAUCUGGUAAAGUUGUGGGUUGAGCAGCUGCAAUGAAACUUUAAUCUAUUUAGGAAUGAUUUAGUUUUUGUUUUUGUUUCAAUUUUAUGCCUUUAUUCAGAGUACAGUGGUUAGAGAAGGAAAAGGGCAGAGUGGGGAAUAACAUGUGCCAAAAGGGUCACCGGUUGGAAAUCAAACCCAGCAGCAGAGCCUCUGUACAGCCUCUGGGGUGCACAUGACAUACCUGCUAGGCCAAACUGUCACCCCAAAAAGUUUCUCCAGCAUUAUUCGCUCUACUUGUUGUUAGCGGUGAGGCUAAGGUGGAUGGGUUUGUAGCAUGAGGUAGACUGAUUAUGAACUUCAGUCAAUUAUUGGGGCUGAUAUUUGGUAUUUGAGAGGUGGGUCCUUCAUUCUGGAUCUGUUUUCAUUGAACACUCUUGCUGCGUUCCAGUUGUACUCGGAAGUCGGGAUUGCCGAGCUUAGAGUCGGAAAUUCACCUGGAACACCCCCCUAAAGUUGGAUUUUGGACUCGGAAAGUUGGACGAUCCUCACUCGACUUGACGACAAUGUCAUAGUGAAAGAUGGCAGCACAGUGCAUCAACAGUAAAGAGUAACAGUGAAAGCUCUCGUAAUGUUUUAUUUAUUAGCACUUCUGUUUUGUUUUUGUGAAAUUAAAUAAGUGGUAUGUUGUACUGCCCAACGUCUAACUGUGAACACGGUGCUGUGGUGUUUGUAAGAGUAACAUACUGGGUUAUGCGUUGUUUACAACUGGUAUAGCUAACAACAACUAACAACAACUGACAACGGCUAACAGUAGGCGUCCAUCUUGGUUUACUGACUUGUUUAUUCGAAUGCCGUCAACUCGGGUGUAACAUCAUUCCUAGCUCAGACAUCCGACUUCUGAGGAAACUGGAAUGCAGCAAUCUAAUGUCCCGCCCACAGUGCUAUAUAAUUGGCUAGACGUCACGCAGUGAUGUCAUAGUUAGUGAUGGGAAUCGAGAACCGGUUCUUGUUGAGAAUCUGUUUCAAAUGGUUCAAUCCAUCGAUAUUGUUCACAUUUUAUAUUAAAGAUUCCCUUAAUGAUUCCUUUCUUCCGGAUGUCAGCCACUGCUGCUCUGUCUCAGCAACGGCAUGGAACAUACGUCCUGUGUUAACAUAAGCACAGUGCAUGCCAGACUUGGACUAACUGAGCGUGUCAAAAACUCUCGACCCGACCCAAAAACCCUCGAAAUUUAUAAUAAUAGAAUAAUUAAGUUUUGGGGGAUUUAGAGUAUGGUCACCCUAAUUUGACUUAAUACCAACUGAAGUAAACGCUGUACAAAUAGUUUGUCAUUUGAUUAUUUUUAGAAUACUGUAAUCAGAGACUAAAUACAAUUUUGAUUUAACAGUGAAAACCUGUAGUCUACUUUUUUUAAUCCAAGAAAGGCAUUGAUAAGGGAAUCGUUAAAGAACUGAAUCAAUAAGCAGAGUCGAUAAAGGCAUCGAUAUCAAUAAAAUCUUAUCAAUUCCCAUCCCUGGUCAUAGUGUAACUCUCGUAUACUACAUUAAAUGUUUCAGUCUUGAUUAAACAUUUGCUCAAGGCACUAAAUUUGUGUUUGAGUUUGUCAUUCUCUAAAAACUCCAAGUUACAACAGAGAAAUGAUCAGAUAAUCUAUCAUGUGAUUCCCUCCCAUAGAAGAGCUCAGGGGAUGAAUCCUUCCCACUUUGGUGACCUGCUGACUUUCCACAGAGCUUGGAGCACGAGUAUUUGUCACAGUUGCUUCAUGCUGUGUGUGUGUCAGUGUGUUUUCUGAAGUUAUUGCUCUUCAAGCUCUCUCUGCCCUUAUAGAUUAUUUUAUGCCUCGCAACCCCGUUUGACUCCUCCGGUAGGAUAAAGGAAAUAUCUCAAAGCCAUUCGACUUUAAGAACUGUAUGUUUGAUGAAUUAAGUGCACUGCUAAGUCCCACAGCUGACACAGAUCCUGCGCCCUUGGCACCAGUUUUAUUUUAUGGAGUCUCUUCAGUCUGGCUCUGAUACCACCCGAGCACACAGAGCUCCGCAGAGACCCAGAACAUGCAGGAUAAAAUAGGUUGAUAGCCUACUUGUCUUGUAAUUUCAGGCCUGUCGCCUUGGAGGGAGGUUUCUGGGGAUUGAUUUGUUCCAUGGAAGACUUUGUAACCCGAAUCCUGGAGUAAGACCCACGGCUCCUGGAAGAGAAACUAUCUUUUUCCUGAGUGGAUCAGGGAGGCGGGUAGAUGAGGAGAUGGUGUCAUGCUGGGACGGGUGGAGUGUUGUGAUUUCCUGUUUUUGCAAGAUGGGGAAGCAGAUAUGUUUGGUGUUAUGCUCUGCAGCUCUGGAAUGAGGCUGUUUACAAAAAAACGGCUCCAAGAAAAAUCCGAAAACAGACAGAACAUUCGGUUAUGAGGAUUGUUGUCGUUCUUGGAUUUACAGAAGCUUUUUUAAAGGUAUUUAUAACAAAAACAUUUUUAAAAUAUCAGCACAGCGGCCUCCGUGAACCGAACAGGCGUCCGUGUGGGUCGGUGCUUUGGGAAACUGGGUCCUCCUCAGAAACAGACUGUGCGCUCUGCCUGAGUACGUGGGCUUCAAAAUGUAGGCUGCUGUGUUGCAGUUUCUGUAUUUAGGCCUCAUGUCCGUUAACUUACCUUUACAUUUUUGUUGUUGUCAGGACUUUAGAGGAGUCACAUGACCAACAAGCGCAGGUGCAUCACAUUAAUAAGCGGGGAAGUUUUUUGCAUCGACUCCACAAACAAAACGAGAAUCUCAGCGUUUCAUCAGUUCUUAAUCAGCAGAUUCUUCCUCCAACAGUUUUCAAAAGUUAACAGGACAGUGUUUGUAUUAUAAAAAUCUGCUUAUUUUAAAUAUGACUCCAGCAACACAAAUAGAAAAAGCUGUUUAUCAUAGUAUCACAUCAUCUGCUUUUAUAACAAUGCUCUGUGCAACUUUGGGAGCCGAGAAGACCAGUUUAUGGAGUUUUUAAGGUGAGAUGUUGCCCCAUUUUUCUCUGGUAUAAGAUUUCAGCCCGACCGACAGUUCUGCAGAGACAAACUCUGAGUCUACGCGGUGAGUCCCACUGCAGAGUCAUAUUUGUUUUUAGAGGCCUGAAAAUCACAGCCAUCCAGCAUUGGCUUUUUGAAAAGAGAUUUGCCCAGGGCAGGGCGAUAAACCGAUAAAAAAAUUGUGUAACUGACCUUAAACUCCAGAUCUGAGCAGCAGGGUGAUGAUAUAAUUAAUUGCAUGUUAGCUUAUGAGCUAAAGUUACUUAGCACAGAUGAAAGUUAAAACAAAAACGUUUAGCAAACUGUUAAAGCACACAAACCAUCAUCAUAUGAGAAAUCCGACACUAUGACUCUCCACAAGUUGUCCUUCAGGUCGUUAUUUUUGUAAUGUUUGUGUUUUUUAUCAAAAAUCACUCUGUUCCCCGACACGUAAACAAUCAGCCGGUCGGCCAUGUUGGAUAUACCGGUGAAUCUGACGUUGUAACAACACGAAAUCUGAUUGGUCAGAAGUGGACACACAGUAUGCAAAACUUUAGAAAAAUCGGCCGUGAUACGAAAAAUAUAAAUGCCGCAAUAUCGCAGGACGAGAAAACGUUGCUGAUGUGAACGCUUGUAUUGACAGGAUACGGGUUCGAAAAAAAAUAUUGAUGUCCGAAAUAAUCGCACGAUAAAAACGGUCCCGGUGUGAAAGGAUCUUUACUCUCUGGAGCAAAAUUCGUUUUACUAACCUGUCAAAAAUUAACCUGAGAUAUUGGGAAAUGAUUCGCAGACGAUCAAAAUCUGAUUUAAUCAACAUUUUACACAGCCUCCCUUCUCUUAAAGAUACUGUGCCUCAUGGUAGAAAUAGAAAGUAGAGGCGAGGAGGCAGACUUGUCAGACAUCCUACACAAAUAGCACCCUAAAUUACAAUCUCUGCCGGGGCCACAGUAUGAUAAUAGCAGUCAGAGCUGUACGUUUUGCCGAAGAAUGAGUGUGUUUGGAAUGUGGACCCCACCUUGGCCACAGGGAGUUGGCUGCAGAAUCAGGAGGAGUAAAAGUGAUACUAUUGUUGAAGCAUCGCCGUGAAACUCGAGUCUUCACCUAACAGGUGUUUAAGGCUGCACUUGCGUAAGAGAAAUGCACCGAAACAUCUGAACCCCAAAUGUCAAAGAGAAGACAGGACGGAGUCAGAGCUCAGGAGUUUACAUGCAGCUUUAUCAUCCUGUGAUUCAAUUCUCUGCUCUGGAGUAAAUACUUUGUCUGGAUUAGAGAAGUUAAUCCUCUGUCAAAUAGAUUUUUAUGCAAAUACAGAAACACAAAACCAUGACGACUAGUGGGAGUUUUAAAAGAUCUUGUUAGUCCGGAUUAGUUAAUGACAGCAGCAGCUAAGAUUUCCCACGUCUGCUUAUGUGGCACGUUUCCAUUGUUGUCUACGUAUGCGAGAAGUACAGUUUGUUGUUCCUGUGCAGCUAUAAAAAGCAGCAGCAUUCCUCCGCGCUCCGAGCUCCAGGCUCCACCUGCUUGUUAUUUGUGAUUCUCAGUGUCGUACUACAAUGCGUGCGUCUGCUGAUGUUUUCACUGGCAUUCUUCUAGGGUGUUACCGCGUAUUUCAGCGCUGAGCUUGAGGUCAGCGGCAGGAUCGUGUUGAUGAUGAAGAUUACAUAACAGCCUGUGAGAUGAAUUAUAUGGCUCGUGUGUUUUUUCCCCUGCAGCCUUCGAUGAUGCCAGGGUUUUCUACCGGAGCAGGAAACUUUCCCCAAACAGGACCUGGGAAUGAGGUCACCGGGUGUAGAUGACUGUUUGGUUAUUUGCCUUCAGUUAAAGAUCGGUCUUGUUUCUGUCAUCAGCUCUGAGUGGAUUGCUUUCUUAGACAACAUUAUAAUCAAAUAUGAAGCGUGCGGAGACCUUCGUAUGGUCACAUCAGUUGUUGUGCUGUAAUAGAAACAACGCAGUAUAGUCUGAGUUGGUCUAUGAGACAACAGUCAACUCAGAUAUCAAGUGUUGAAGUGAAUCUGUUGUUGCUGAUUUGAUUUAUAGUACAGAUACACAAUAUUGGAUUUUUGCAGAUGCCUGAUAUGAGUUCAUAUGUAUCUCAUUUAUCUCAUAUUGCCCAGAUGUCAUUACCUUGACUGUUAAAGGUAGGGUUGGUAAUCACUACAAACUAGCUGCUCAAAAACAACGUCCCCACUCACAUACACGAGCGCUGCUUUCUGCUGUUUCAAAACCACAAACUCAAAACUUUGGGACUUUAGAUUGGGAAGUCUUUGCACAGCAAGGAUAAGGAAGGUAACGUCAGCAUCAGGAUGACCACAUUACUAGCAACAUGGCCAAAUACUUGAUCAAGAUUAAAAAUCACCCUGAAAUAAACCCUCAGUGAACCUUUCCAACAGAAAAUGAGCGACCAUGACGUCACGUGUAAAGCUCUUGACCUCUUUCAGUUCUCUCCAUCGCUGAAAAGCUGUCCCGAUGUUGAGUUUUGCUUUCGCCGUCGCUUUCUCCAAACUCUGUCUUACUUCGGCCUUCUCUACCUCUGUCUUUAUUAUCUUGCUCUUUUUGCACGAGGAGCGGUCACCAUUAAUCUGGGUAUACGUAGUUUCUAGGACCCGACCGAUAUGGAUUUUUUGGGGCCACUGCCGAUACAGAUUAUUAGGGGGGGGAUAUCCGAUUACCGAUUAAUCGGACGAUUUUUAAAUUUUUUUAUGAGGUUAUAAAAAAUAAUUAGUGGAUGAAGAUUGUCAUAAGGUCGCUGCGCCAUCUACAGGAUAAGUCAGGUAACUUUUCAAAUGGUGGAACAUUUUCGUAGUGAAACGGAAUCUUAUUCUCUGCAUAUUAUUUCUGAAAAUAUUGGCGAAAAUCUGUGAGUUUUUACCGAUUACCGAUUAGUCUCAAACAAGCUAAAAUUCGCGGAUUUAAUUGGCUUGCUGAUAAAUUGGUCGGGCCCUAGUAGUUUCUCUGCCAUUCUCCAGCGUAGCUAUAUCCCUCUUAAAAAUGUGGGACCCACACAGUGUGAUUGGUUGGUGUUUUCCCAGUUUUACUCCUGCUGUAGAUAGCGGCUAUGUUUCGCUCUUUUUUUAAGAACACAUCACUUGUUGAUUGUCAUCGGAACAUAAAGAUCAUUUUAAUCAGAAUAACAUCUAAAUCAGAUUACCAAUCCUACCUCUAACUGUAAGUCUUUGAGUUUACCCUGACUGUCUGAAUGCUGUUCCUGUGAGCUUCUACUCUCUGACAACCAGUUGCUGCGAACAUCAAACCUGACACCUGCAGAGCCUUUAUUCUGAAGUGUUUGUAGUCUGGGACUCUUUCUGCGUUGUCACUCAGUAAAUGAGGUUCGUCAGGUCUCAAAGCUGUACAGUAAUACUCUGAGGCUCUCCUUCCUCAGAUCAGACAGAAGUGUGUUUGCUGUUGUCUCUCAUGUCUGCUCUUUGAUGUGUAAACCUCGAUUCUCACAACUGACUUUCCACAGCGUGACAUUUAGAUUUUUCUUGUUGACUCAGCAGACCCGGGGAUUUGAGCUGUUUGUGAAAAAACAUUUAGGUUUCUUGAACUCUAGUUUCCUCUGACAUCCUGUUUAAUAUUUGUGCGUUUAGACUUUUCGAAAACCUCAGUCCUCCGCCAAAUCAAAUAAUUAUGAAGUUAGCUGCACUGUGUUGCGUUUUAUUCUGCUUAUUAUUAAUAUUUAAAUGUUUUUGACAAUGUCUUUUGCUUAACAAAAAAGGAUUGAUCACUCAUAUUUAAUACCAAUUUAAACUUAAUGUAAUUGGGGCUUAAAAAUGAUACUAUCAUAUUCAGCAAAGUCUUGAUUUUUGUUAUGGCGAGGAUGUUGGUAAGUCAGAGCUCCUAAGAGAGCUGUGCACCACCAUAAAUUGUAUAUAUGGCCUUGAAUAAGUGAAAUUUGUGACUACCUGUGUCGAAAGCGUCUUAGGUUUGAAAUAUAACUUCCACUUUCUGGAUGCUUUUCAAAAUAAAAGCCUGAUCUAUUCCUUUUUUAUGUUGUUUUUUAAUCACUGCCCUGAUUCUUGCACAGUGUUUUCAUUUUGAAUGCAUUUCCAGGACAGAAGUAACUUAAAAAGCUCUCAGUCUUACUUUGAAUCUCACCGUUUUCCUCUAGGCCUCUCUUGUACCCACAUGUACGAAGGAAACGUUUCUGUCACAUGGUGAAUUAAGUUUUCUGACUCCAAAAAAACAGAAUUACAAUCAAGACAGAGAGCAGGAUUAGUGCCAUUGACACCGCUUUGCACGUACUUAGUUUUUUUUUAUGGUUAUUUCUAAUGUCUGAAACUGCUGGUGGGAGUAGGUGUCUGCCAAAGUGAUAAACUACACCCAGAUAAAGAUGCAAAUACAUCUUAGUGAGAUGUUUAACAUUUAUAUACGAUUACUUCACUUACCCUGUGGAACAAGUUUGUUCUUUUGUAUUUUGUGACUCUAUUCACUUCAUUUACACUUAUAGAAAGAAUCUCUUUAUAAAAAUAAGUACAACUUAAUUUAGCAUGUGUUUCUCAGCCCCAAUAAAGAAAGGCUCUGUGGUGGAGGCGCGAUAAUGCAAAUAGCCCAGCAGCACAGGAAGUGAAAAAAUAAAAGCAGGUCUCGGUUUCAGUCCCCUCCCUGUGCCGGUGACUUCCCUUUGCCAGCAAACAGUGUCAAAAACAUGCUAACCAGGGUUUUUUUCUUUUUUCUCAGUCAUAUCAUGUUUUUAAACCGGACACAGCGCCCCAGAUGAGAGUUUCCCAUGAGUCACGGUGUGGUGAACUCGUUGGUGUAUUUUUGCACCCACUGGUACACAGCAUUUCUAAGAACUGCAGCUCUGUUCCUGCUCAGUGAAAGAAUUUACAGUUAGGUCAGAGUCUGCUGUGUAUGUGGGCUGCUUACUGUUAAAGCAGCAUUGUUUUACCUCUUUGUUCCUGCUCACUGGGCAGAAAUCAAGAGGCCUGUCCAAGGUGUUAUGGGAUGUCUGGCCACACAAAGACAGACCUUAUAGUAAUAGGCAUGCUCUCACAAACACAUACAUAACUAUUGAGUCAUUUCAAUCAUUUAAUGACCCCAUUCUGUGCUGAACAAUACACACUUGUGUUUGUUGGGAGGGACCUUUCAAGUGCAUUUUUGAGUCAUUUAAAAUUUAAUAACUCCUGGAAGUAAAUUCAGUCAGUUUUAAGUAGUGGUGCAACAGAUCACAACACUCACGGAUCGGAUCGUUCCUCGGAUCAAGAGUCACGGAUCGGAUCAUUUUUCGGAUCAGCAAAAAGCAGUUUUGUCUGUAUAUUAAACACUUAAAUGGUUGAAUUAAAAUAUAUAAAAGUAGUGCAUACGGCAUAAUAUCUUCUUGUCAACAUAAUUAUUAAUGAAAAACAACUCAAAGUGCAAUAUAUAGGCAUAUCUCCUUCCUUUAAAAUGUAAUAAUGAACCAAAAAUGAAGUAUGUGCGCGGUGGGAUAUUGUAACGUGGCUCAAGCACUUUCAGCAUGUUUUUAAAGCCCUCGUUUGCACAACUGAAUACGGCCUCAUGUCUGUAGCUAUAAACACACCGAUAGCGUUUGUGAUAGCUUUAACCCGUCGGAUUGCGCAGGAAGAGGCUGCUUAAAUGCUGCGGUGAUGAGCGGUUGCUGGCCAGCUUUCGUUUUAUCUCAGGUGUUGUGACAUAGAAUGCACCCCUGCCGUAUAAUGCACCCCCUGACGGGAGCGCGGUUUAAAGUACAUAACGAGGCGAAAUAAUCCAAGUUUUUCUUACAUUGGAUGGAUUCAAAAGCGUUUGCCUGUAAUAAUUUCAUUCAGGCUAUUCAAAGAAGCCAAAAACAACAGCCCUUGGAAUACUGCUGUCCCGAAAAUAUAAUGCUCUCUACCUGGACAGCUUUCUGUACAGUUUAUACCCAAGUACACCUCUAUAUUUGCAUUUUUGAGACACAUAAAAAGAAAAUGAAAGUUUGCUGCUCCAUUUGACAUGCUGUCAUGAUCUAAUACUCGUGUUUCUUUAAAUAUGAGAUCAUUAUCUCCACUUUAAGAAGCUAACGAGUGGAGGGGAUGCAGGGGUGCGUUCUACGGCAGGGGUGCAGUCUACGGCACAACACCUGUCAUUAAAACACCCGGGUGAUGUCGCUUUCAAAUGCGUGAACAUGCUCGAUGUGUUUCCACUGUCAUAUGGCUUUCUUAUGCCUACACACCUUCGCAGUUUUGUCCACUGACCUCUUUCCUUCCUCAUCAUAGUUGACAGGGAAGCCAAAUUUUUUUUUUCAGAAAUCGAACCGCGGGUAACGUGUGUGCCAAACCGAUGACGUCGAUCCGAACGGAUCACGGAUCAAUGAUGAUCCGUUGCACCACUAGUUUUAAGUAUGAAAAACUUUUGAGGAAAGGAAUCAAUAUUGUCUAUACUUUAAAGGUGGGGUAGGCAGGAAUCCGUUGAAGAAGCAUCUUUUUUUUGUGGUGUUUAUACAAAAAAGCUUUUAAUAUCAGUCAAUUAGUUAUUAGUCAUUGAUGACAUUUGGUAAUAUCACGAUAUCGCUGUGUUUUGUUAUGUCUGUGUAGUCAACAUUUUAAAAUUUUGGAGCACUACCCUCUUUCUGACUGUAAACAAAGCCGUUCCCCUCCUCCCCAUCCUGAUUGGUUGUGAGGCAGACGCUGCUCCCCCGUGUCGUUCAGGAGCCCAAACAAAGUUAGCGUGCUACAAUAUCGGACAGUAGAAACCAACCAGAAAGUUCGGAAAAUUGUCUGAAUCCUCCUUUGGCCACGACUGCCAACACAAGCAAGAAAAUGAAGUAAAUACCGGAGACUCUGGAGGAAUAAUGGGCGCUGAAAAAGGAGGUAGACCGGACAAGAGCUAAAAAAGCUGGGUCAACAAUGAUGGGGAACGCUUUGGGGUCUUCUGGACCCUGUAACCUUUCUGCUGGACAGGUAAACCGCUUUAACAAAGUAAGCCAAGUGUCUGUAGCAGAAGUGUUUCUUGUCAAACUGGACCUGCUGUAGCGUGUUGUAGCGCCGCUAAACUGUCCUCCCUCGGGUCCUGGACUAUGUCACUUUAUCCCAGUUGUAGAAGUCCUGCAAACAUUGUGUUUGCUGGUAGUCUGUUGGCAUCUACAUUAGCACCAAUGCUUUUUACUUUCACCUUGACUGGGCCCCAUUUGUAAUGAUCUGAAGUAUUUAUCUGCAUUAUAUCUGAAUUUAACUGGAACGAUACGAGCGAGAAAGAGCGUCUGUUUGUGGGCGGGGCUUAAUGGAGCAGAGAGGGAGGGGAGAGGAGGAGCUGAGGGGAAAACAGUUGGGAGGGGUAGAGUUUACAUUCAAGAUUUCUCCCAAAAACUGACACUUCCUCAGAUCCUGACUACCCCACCUUUAAUGGCUUAGUCUUAAUGGAAAAACUCUUGAAAUAAAGUUAAAUUUCUUUAUAUCCAGUGUCAAAAUACAGAGAAAAAUACUACCAUUGAAUAAGUCACAAAACAAGCUCUUUAAAUAUAAUUAUGUCUGACUUAAAUCAUUCUGUAUUGCCAUUUAAUGCUUCCUGUGAUAAAUCUUCUGUGUUAUUUGUUGUGUGUUGCAGGUGGUACAGGCUCAACUCUAAAACAGGAAAGAAAGAGAAGGAACGAGGAGACAUUCAGGUGACGGUCCAGUUCACCCGAAAUAACCUGACCGCCAGCAUGUACGACCUCGUCAUGAAGGACAAGAGCGCCUCCACUUUCGGCAAGCUGAAGGAGCGCAUGAGAGGGAAGAGGAGAUCCAGCGACGAGGACUCCUCCUCGGCCGUUCUGCCCAGCGGCUACGGGUCUCUGUACAGGAUGAGAACUCGACUACCGAGCGAUGGAGGCGGGGAGGAGGAUUACGAGGACGACGAAGGGGGCGAGGUUCGGAGGAGCAAGAUGAGGACCUUCUUCUUAAGAGGGAAGCUGAGGAAGUCAUCAGACACUCGGUCCAGCACAUCUCUAGGGUCGGAGAGCAGCGAGUCCUCAUCACGAGGAGGGAGUCUCAGCCCGACAGCCGGGAUCAGCGUGGUGGUCUCUGAUCUCUCCAACUCUCCUAGUAACAGCAGCAACCUGACUGUUGACAACAGCCCAGGUGAGAAGGACCAGAAGAGAGAGCAUGUUAUUAUUAUUUACUUUUUAACUGCUGGAGGAUCAAAAUGACUGAUUCUUUGAUUUAGUAGUUAGGGCCUGUGUCCACUGAUGCUAUUUUUUGCAUUGGAAGGGCCUACAACCUUGAUGCUCUUACUGUUGCUAGGUAACAAAGUUUGGUCAUGGCACUCCUGCCUCCCUGAUUGUUUGAGUUUGCUUUAAAUUGUUCUGAAUCCUUAUAGGUGCUGCCGAUGCUGUGAGUGGACACAGGCCCUUAAAACGAUACAGUGUCAUUCUAAAGUUUUGUAGUAACAAAAAAACACUGAGGCGAAUAAAAGAAUGGAUUGAUCCACAGUUAUGUCUUUGACUCAAAGCUGCCAUGUGUCUCUCUUUUAUUUCCAUUUCUUUCCUCCUUUUUUGCAGACCACACGGCGGACACGUCGCCCAAGUUGUCCCCUCUCAAAUCUGAGUACGGUGAUGAGGCCGGUGAGAUCACCAUCCCAGUGCCUCAGCCCACUGUGUGCGUUAACGGAAGCCAUUCAUACAGCGUCCAGCCCCUGGACCCAGGCUCAGGAAAACCCGUAGAUUCUUUUGGCCUGGGACUGUUGCCGAAGUCUUUGCCUCUGUCUAUGUCUCUGCAGAACCUAAGCCCUCACACAUCAACCCUCCCCAAAAGCCCUGCAGGAGACGGGCGCCGGUGGUCUUUCGACAAGCCAGACGAGGAGGAGAAGGCGGCCAUAGCAGCAGCGCUGGAGAAAAGCGGCCCCAUGCUGGCUGACGAAGAGGAGCGGUUGGGACAGGCUGCUCCGCACAAAGAAGCCACAUCCUCCUCCUCCUCCUCCACGGCGGAGUUGGAGAGCCAGGGGAAAAAGCAGAGGAGGAACUUGUUCUCCCACGGGAGGAGUGAGUCUGCAGGGAAGGGGCAGAGUCAGUCCAAGGAUGAGUCUGAACAGGCCCCCGCUGCCUCUGAGGAGAAACACAGGGGAUGGUUUGGAUCCAAGGACUCGCACAGCAAACCCAGGUGAGACGCACACAGAGAUGUCACACUCUGACAGGUUCAUUUGUUACAACAUCAAGCAGGUGAUGAAUUAACAUUUCAGUAUGAAUAUGGAUGAAGCGUAGAGGUCAGGAGCCUGCUGAGAGUCUGUACCUCGAGAAGUCCCUGCACCUAAAACAAUAGAAAAAGGAAAAAUGGGUAUAUAUAAAAUGGAUAUAACACAAUGUAACAUGAUUAAUACAUGUGUGCAUACCCUAGCCUGUGCACAGAGGUCAUAGUUUUGUGCAACAUGCAUGCACAAGAAAAUAACAUUUAUGCACAAGAUAAUAGCCGAGGUUGCUUUCUUAGAAGAUGAGCACAAGAUAAUGACUUGUGGUCGAAGAGGAGAACCUCCAGCAGCUUGUGCAUGUACAGAAAAUGAACAGCAACAAGAUAAGAGGUGUUACUUUGACGACAAGGGGUGCCAAAACCAAACCCAAACAGAAAGUCCAGGAGGACUCCUUGUAAAUGAGUCGUUUAUUCAGCAGUCAGUGAAUUAGCAGCAUUAGCAUCGAUACCAGGUCUGUUCUAAGUUCAAGUAAAGAGUUUGAGUAAACACUUCAAAUGCACCCAAACACAGGAGAGUUACAUUUCUGCCUGUACCCAGAGAGGCAGCAUUGUGUUGAAUAUUUAUCAGUGUGUUGUUUGCUUUUUUCACUUCCUGUGUAGCAGCUCUGUACACAUCCCUCCACAGCUCCUGGUCUCAGUCUCUGGUUACAGCAGGAUCUGCAAUGCAGAUGGAGGGAGCUGCUCCUCAAUUAUGAAGCUGAAGCCUCCCGCAAACAUAAUGUGGUUCGGUUAUUCUGUCGAUUUAAUUGGAAAGAUAAUGAUGAGAGCAGGAGCAAUUUUUGUUCUCUUACAGGUUCUGUUUAUUGGUUUGUGUGUGUGAGUGUGUGUGUGGGUGGGCAGGGAAAACAGGAGAGAAAAACCCUGUCUAUUUUUAUUUCCAUUUCUUACACGAACAUAUUCUCAUGUGGGUAAAUAAUUUGGAGGGUCUCACCUGAUUCACUGCAGUUUUUCAUACGCUGCUCACUGAUGCAUUUCUCUUUCAGCUGUUCUGGGUUGUUAAUACAAAAUGAAUCUCUGCAGGUUUAAAAAAAAAAAAAAUACAAUGUAUACGACUUUUUUUUUUAGUCAAUUUAAUCGACCGAGAUUUAAAAGGAAAGGACUGUAUCGUCAUAUUUCUAUACAAUGUGGGUAAACAAAAUAACAGUCUGAUAAGCACUGUCUGACUGAAGCAAGGUCAGCUAUUCCAGGCCGUAGUACACUCAAUACCUUCCCGCCAGCCCUGAACUAUACAUUUUCACAACCUACACAUCCACAUGUGUUUGGAUCCUUGUGGAAAAGAGCCAAGUUGGCACCAGUAGAACCAAGUAAUCACUACGGCCUGCUGCAUCAACUUAUCUAGCAUAAAACACCCUCAAGCCAAAGAAACCACACUAGACGAAGGAUGUUUUGAUGGUGUAUUUAUGCCAGACUUUAGAGAUAUGAAAAUGUCAGACCACUUAACGAUCAAUAUAUAGCUCCUGGAGUGGUUCCUACAAAAAAAAAUUCUAUUUCUAGAUUUUAUCAGACUUGUUAAAUUUAGUUCCUAGUGGGGAAAUGCUGUUUAUUUACUGUUCAUCUCAACUUUGAUCUGCAGGAGGCAGCAUUAUGCACUGCUGUUUGCCUAAUAAGUGGUCCAAAAUUUCUGCGUUUCACACCUUUUCAAGCUCUUUCUCAGGAUAAUAAAGAUGAAAUGACUGCCUCUAAUUCGAAAAGAAGCUGCCAAAAGUGAUGACUAUGCAAAGUUUUAUCACCUUACUGCACUUGCUACAGUUGCUCUGUGUUUUGCUUUUUCUGCAAGCAAUUAUACUGUUUCAUUGUCCUGCUAAGCCGACAGUUUUUCAGCAAAACGAACCCCCCCAAAAGCCCCCACUUUACUUUAUUAUAAGGCCCCAACAUGCAGACUUAUAAAACCAGGGAUUCACUGUCAAAACAGUUGGAGUAUCAAGCAGCGUAGAAGACUGAUAUUUUAAUCUAGAACAACUUUAAAUAAGCUUAAGGAAAAUAAAUGAAAAGACAAAGAAAAACAUACGAAUGCGUAUUUAACUACUCAAUUAAUGGUCGUGUACACUAGAAACUGUUUGGGGCCAUUUUAAUUAUUAAAAGUGAAACAAUUUCAAUUCAAUCUUGUUGCACUGACCCCAAGUGGCCAAAUAUUUCAGUUUCUGCCUAUUUUAAUGUCUUUUCCAACAGCAGCAACAAGGAACUUUUCGAGAUCUACCCUCUGAAAAACUCCUUUGCUGCUGCUAUUAUGAUUUGCGAUAACUUUCUAAACAAUCAAACCUUUAAAAAUAUCUGAUAUAAGCGACACUUCAGAAUAAGAGAAUAAAAGGCUUACAAUUUAAAAAACAACAAUAAUCUUACAGUAUAUCAAUAAUAAGUGUGGUUACUGAUGGAAAAUCUGCUGCAAGUCUCUUACUAUAACUGGGUGAACGAUCUUCUCUAAUCAAGAGGACUGUGUGCCCUUCCUUUCACAGCCUGGUGGUGUCACCUAAACUAGAGCCCAGCACUGACCUCCACCCACCACCCCUCCCCACUUGUCACCACCCCUCGGGUCCCCCUGUCGAUCCUACCUCUGUGGUUUCUCCACUGCAUCACACUAACCCCUUCUGCCACUCACAGUCCACGUCACCCCCCAUGUCCCCUUGCAACCCUUUCCUUUCUCGUGUGCAGCACAACCCUUUUUAUGAAGACGUGCUCACUGCUAAGCCCUUACAAUCCUCGCUGCCUCCUCUGCCCUAUCUUUCCAGUUCCAGGCCCCCCAUAAGUCAACUUUUUCCUCAAGCAACUAACCAACACAACACCCCAACCACAGAGGGCUCCAUCGUUGGCACAGACCCAAAGACGAAAGUGAUGGCAAAAGUUGAGAAACGACCUCUUCCUCCUAUACCAACAGAAGAGGAGCGGCCUUUUAACAAGAAGUCAGCCAACCCUUUUACAACUGCAGGAGAGCUGGAUUCAGAGUGGGACGAAUCCUUUGAAGCGUUUGCAGCUGGCAGGCUGCAGUCUCCCGAGGAUCUAACCGCAGAUUGCAAAACACAGCAAAACACUCUCAGUGACCAUCCACUAGAACGCUGCAUUAAUAAAGGAGCACUGCUUCUUCCCAUAAGCGAUGCUGAUCAAGACACAAAUGUGAAUGAAGCGCUGCAUCAUCAGCCUUGCACAGAAUAUGUAUAUGAAGCACAUAAGGCCGUCAGCCAGGUGGCCAACACUAACACACAUCACUUUGACACGUUUGCACAAUUCCUUGAGACAAUUCCAGAGCACUCGAGCUUUGAGAGUGAACACUUAACUUUAAAUUCUCCUACCAGCUCACCAAAUCUUGCUUCUUGCACUGAAACUGAUUACACUAACAGCACUACUAACACAACUGAUCUAAUGGACGCUAAUAUGCAUCAAACCCUGUCUCAAAGCUCAUCAGUAAAAGUCAACAGCAGCUCCCCAGAUCUCGGCUCCUCAGGUCUCGGCAGUCUGGCAGAAGAGGAUUUCCUUUCCUGCCUCUCUUCUUAUUCGGACAAGUUUUCUUCCUCAGAAGAAGCCGAGGCACAGAACUCUGAGAGCAAUCUCUCAAACUUGGAGCAAUCUCCUCAGACAGGUGUGGUAAAACAUUUGAAGCCCUCAGAGUCUGAAGAUGACUUGACCGACAGGUCUUUGGUUGAGUCAUCCCAGAAUACCAUAAUUCAGGACACAGAUGGUAAUGAAGAGAAAGAUGUGACUAAUGUGGACGGCUCAUUGGAAUCACAAUCCCCAGUACAGCAACAGCCUGGGAUUCCUCCAGGAGAGAUAAAAACUACCCAUAAAGAUUCUGGAGUACCAAACUCCAACAUCUCCUUACUGUCUGGAAGUAGUGAUACAAAAAUAGAUAUGAAUGUUUUGGAUAGGCCAUGGGGAACUCAGUCCCCAGUGCUUGUGGAUCAAGAGAACGUAACCACUGCAAGAGAGAAGGGAGAUGAAGACCAAGCUGCUGAGACACCAAAAGUCUCAAAGCAAAUGCCGAAAUCCGACAUCUCUUUACCAUUUGGCUGCAGUUUGGAGGAACCACACUUCCCAGUGUGCACAAUCGCUGCAAAAGAGUUCGGAGCUGAUCAUGAAGAAACUUGCCCACAAAAGCUCUUGGAACAAACCACAAAACUGGACAGUGAAAAUGGAGAGACUGUGGAAGACUUACCAGAAAUUUUAGAUGAUUCAGUUGUAUUUCUGAGUAAACCUAUUAAUGCAACAACCCCCAAGUCUCCAGAUCAAGAACCUCACCCAACACCACCAUCAUUACACAUCAUAUUCUCCACUCCUGAUUCGAAUUCUUCAGACCUGCCUGUUGAAAGUGUUUCCUUAGGAGGACUGGGCACUGGCCAGCAAUCUCCCAUACCCUUUGGGUUGUUCGAUGAUUUCUUGGACACCAGUGCCAUUACAUCUGGUGCGAGCCAAGGCCUUGACGGCACACUCUCACACACGCCGCUAUCGGAUAAAAGCAACAGCAGUUUUUGUCAAAGCUUUUACCUCAGCACCGACUCACAGGCUUACCAGACCUGUGUGUCUGAGCCAGUGUCAGAGUCAAAUGAGACUCUGAACUCUGCAAACUCAACAAUCGUCGGGAAUCUGAGUGAAACCAAUACAUCCAAGCCAUCAAGUGCAGAGAUUUGCCAAAAGGAUCAUCUUGAAGAGUCCUACCAUGGAGCAGAGGGCGUGACAGCAACACUUGUGCCAGCUUUGACCAAAGAGAACAACUCUGGUUUGGAAAUUCCCCUGGCUGCAUCAGCAAUUUCAAACAUUAGUAGUAAUCCAAUCCAGCUCACCUUCAUGUCCAAUGAAGACACCAUCAGCGAACACAAGAGCCAGCCGGCUGGUUCCGACUUGCUGACUUUCCAAAAUGGUGUGUCUGACCCCUUAAGCAAAUUCCCCAGUGGUUCGGAGCCAAAUGAGACUUCAAAGUCUACAAACUUGAUGUUCUGUGGAGAGUUGAGUGAAAGUCAAGAGACUGAUGGAGCGAAUUUCAGCCAGUCAACCGACAUAUUGAACCAAGAAAUCAGCCAAAAGGACCAACUUGAAGGUUUUAUCCAUGGAGCCCAGGACGACACAGCAACUCUUGAGCCAAUUCCCACCAAAGGGAGUGAUUUUGGUUUGGAAGUACAUCCUGCUGCAAUAACAGACUCUGGAGGAGUUCUGGAAAGUCAGCAAGCCGUUUCAGGUGACCCGUACACAAACUGCCCUCAGGCGCAAGUUGCUCUGCUACAACGCUCCUUCUCUGAGGGCACCCUUACUCCUGCCUUUGACGACCUCCUCCUGCCCUCCUUUGGGAGUGAUCCCGGUGCCGUACAGGAAUCCUCUUCCGCUCAACUUGACCCUAAUCUCCCUUCUCUGACCUCCUUUCCUUCCUCUUUAACUCCUGACCAAAGUAGCUCCCCUGUAGCGCUCUCUUCCCUCCCUUCCUAUGCCAACGCCACGGCAAAUUCAACACCCAGCAUGGCACGAGAUGCGGCGCCAAAGCCAGUGCUUCGGGAGACCGAUCCGCGACAGCAGCAGUUGGGCGAUCAGGAGGAGAACAGGUGAGGUUGCACAUGCUCAGUGGAAAGCUGGAGAGGAAGCACAUUUUCCCACUUCUAGAAAUUUCUAUCCUGUCGCCUCGUUGGUCUCCUUUUGACGCUCUGCUUCCGCCUGCUUUUCUUCUUUGGCGCCAACUCUCGAGGGGUUUCUCCUUUCGUGGUGUAACCUUCUCUUUUUUCAGCUCUUUGUUAACACAAACACACACACAGAGACACACACUGGUGUUAAAGGGACUCUUCUGCAGGUGUCUUGUGUGUGUCCUGGCUCGAUGGAAACAGGAGGGGAAACAGAGCCUCAGGCCAAUUAGCAGUUAUUAUUUUGCCCCGAUUCCAACCACACACCCCCUCCCUCCAAACACACACACACACACACACACACACACACACACACACACACACACACACACACACACACACACACACACACACACACACACUCACAUCCCCUCCCCAAAGAGCCAGCUAGUACUCUCACACAGGCACACUCAUUUGCCAAGAUCUCAACCACUAACCAGCCUGUUUUCAAGCCGUAAAAGGUGUUGUUGUGUCAUUUCCUUUUCACCUUGUGGUAAUAACACAUUUAACACAGUUCUUCAAGUUUGAUAGCACCAACGCAUGCAAUUAAGUCUUUCAGUUUGGAGCUAAUUUAAUUUCAAUUUUCACCAGUAUUUCCUUUAAUGAGGACUCUUAACACCUGUCUAACCAUCUCCUCUUCGGAUCACAGGAUUCAAGGGUUUCUGGGCUCCCUAAGGUGUCAGUAUCUUGUGUCACUCUGGAGGUCUAAAGGACAAAACUGGAAUAUUUCCGCAGCUGAAACAAUAUUUAUGUGACUGAUAUUUUUAUUGUGUUUGUGUAAAUCACGGCAGUUAGACAGCUCAUUAGUUAGAGGUCUGAUGAGACAUAUUUCCUGUGGUAUCGUUGAGGUUUAUUCUUAAAAGAUCUGUCAUGUUGACCUGAACAAAGCUAGCUAAAUGACAAGUUAGAAGAUUAGUUAAAUGAGAGUGACGCAGUAUCAUCUUUUUAGCCUUAAUAGCUUAACUUAACUUCUUUUUAAUUUGAAGCCAGCAACAUGUUUGGAAAUGUUGGGACAGGCAUAACAAAACACUGAAAAAGUUUCAUAAUGUGAAAAAACAACCUGAAGAAACAUCUCUCAAAUAUUAAAGCUAAUUUGAAACAGGUUAGAAACAUGUUUGGGUACAGAAGGGAUUUGAGAGUUCGUGAGUCUCUCAGAGGGAAAGGUGGGAGGAGGUUCACAGCUGCGUGAGCAAACAGGCCAACAAUUUCAGAAUUAUGUUCCUGUGUGUAAAAUUGCAAAGAGUGGGAAUACUUUGUGCAAAACGGCCAAGUCCCAUGGAUGUUUGGGAUCUUUGGGCCCUCAGGCAGAAAUGACUCUGUAGCGGGAAUCACCACAUCAGCUCAAAAUUGCUUCUAUAAAGCUCUCGUUGUGAACAGUUUUUGAUACUGCUGCCACAAGUGUAUGAAAUGAACCCCAAAUGAUGAACAUGCUCCAGUCCCAACUUUUCACAAAUGUGUUGCUGGUAUAAAAUUUGAGAUUAGCACAGAUAUUUCAAACAAAACUUCCACACAUUUCACCUAACACCCCCUGAUCUUACUUCUGGUACUUAUUAAAGACAUUAGAGGAGGAAAUGAUGUAAAUUAAAAUCCAGAAACCUUUAGACCUCCAGUUUGGCAGCUAAAUGAAAAUCUUACAUUCAUAAUAAGUUGCGUAAAACUAAAUCCAGCCACGGCGUUGUUACCCUGGUAAAUAUCAAACAUGACUGUCUCUGUGUGUUGCCUGUUGUCGUCUCGUCCAGCCCCCAUCCUGUGAAGCCCCUGACCACUGCCAUGCUGGCUGACGAGAAGCGGACUGAGGGCCGGUCAGUGCUGGCCACGGGCCUGGAAAAGCUCAAGUCCACCAUCAACGCGGGGAGGAGCACCCAGAUCAGCGAGCAGGAGACCGAGAGGAAGAAGGUAGAUGGAGACGGUUAAAAACACAGCAACACUGCCUUUCAGAGGCAAGAGAUGAGAAUGGAGAGGAGAUACUGAGAUAAUCUUUGACAGGAAAUUACACCGUCAGACACAGAGAAGACACAACAGCUGACUCUGAGCAUGAAAACAUUUAAAUAACAUAUAAAGAGCAAAAAAAUAAAGAUUCCUAGACUGGAAUAUAACUCCCUAUGAGACACCGUAUUUGUGUGUAUCCUCUCAGUGACUCAGGUUAUUGUGGUAUAAUCUGCCUGUUGUCUGAUUCUGGUUUGACCAAUCAGAAUCAAGUAUUUAAUUAGAAGAACUUUUAAUCUUCAAUGAAAUGCUGCAUCUUGCUCCCUUUCAGAGAUUCACUCUGUCUGUCCUCCCUCUCUGUGUCCAGUCUCUGACAGAAGGCGCGGGCUCGUACUACCACCUGAACCACAGCGAACUGGUGGCCCUGCUGGUGCAGCGGGAGGCGGAGCUGGAGAGGCAGAAGGCGGAGUUCGAGCGUCAGAAAGUCCUGCUCGCUAAGCGCGAAGUGGAGCUGAGGAAGUUGAAGCCCCAGGUCAAAGAUCUGGAGGACUACAUAGACACGUUGCUGGUGCGCAUCAUGGAGCAGAAACCCACUCUCCUGCAAGUGCGGUCCAAGUUAAAGUGACGAACGAGGAGGGAAGGGUUUGCAGUUCAGUCCGCAUCUGUUCACUCUAACCUCCACAACAGCUCUUUAGUCUUUUCACUGCUAUGCUGUCCUUUUUGAUACGAAUAUCUAGGCACUGAGAGAUGUCGAGGGAGAGGUUUUCAGCCGGCAUGCUUUACUGUGCUGAGACACGUCCUCGCCGAAAGGUUUCUGAAUGUAGCGGGUCCUCAGGUUGUUUUCAGGUUCACACAGAGGGUUGGUUUUUAGUUCACAGAGGAGUGAAAACACAGACGCUCCCACGCUGGGGUCCUGAUUGUAGAGCAGUUGAUUCCUCCUUUUCACCUCACUUAUCACUUCUAUCACCUUAUCACAGGAAAAGAAAGAAGAGGUGGAGUUUCAGUCCAUGACGAUGUUAUUUUCUAAAUUUUAAAAACCUGUUUUAGCUCAUUAACCUCAAAUUUCCUGUCCUUUAAAUGUGAAUUUUUGCCUCUUCUGUAGCUUUUCAAAGGAAUUAGAUAGUUUUUCAGUCACUCUAGGCUGCCCAAGGCUGCAGUUCAUUUAUCUUCAGACUGAAAAUCAACUUGCAGAUACUUGAAACCUCCUCCAGACAACCAUCUAUCCGAGUGAACCUUUGUUUUCAUGUCAUGGUGGCGUUGCAAGUGCAGGAAUGCAGCUUUCAUGCACUGCAAAAAUGCCUCGUUAUCUGAGAUAAGUUUGAAUUUACAUAAAGCAGUUCACUUAGAAGCUUUUUCAGGGUUCUGCUACUGAGGAUUUUUACAGUUUAGUGUAAUUUAAGGAGUAUGUCUCAAGUUACGAGUGUAAGGAAGUUUGACAAGAGUUUAAAAGCCAAACUUAUUUAGUUGUAACUUCAGAGAAACAGAAGUAUCUAAUCCUUAAAAACUGUCUCUCAUUAGUUUUGUCAUGAGAAAUCAAUUGAAAUUUGUGAAUCUGGUUGUUUCUGGCAGCAUCUUCAUCUCUGAGACUCCUGCAUGACACAAUCUUAACACAUGACCGACGACAUAAUAGACAAAUAAACAAAAGGUUUUUCACCGCAGUGGUUCUCAAGUAUGCUUCAAGUUUCUGCAAGUGUUUUUCUGUGGUUCAAGAAGAAGGUCGACACAUUUGGAAGUACCUUUGUUUGUGUAACUAAAGCGGAGCCCUGUAAGCAGAUCUGCACCGCUUUCAUGCCCAGAAAACAACUAAUGAGGUGGAGCUGGACAGAAAUCAGCUUGGUUUAAGACUGGAAGCAGGAGGAGACAGCUAGCCUGGUUUACUCCAAAGAUCUCGAGAAUUGUUGUGGGAUUUUAUCAAAAAUAUAAAGUUAAAAGAAAAUUAAGAUAUCUGGACAGAUUAAUGAUUGGAAAUAUUCAGGGUUCACAGCAGCAGCUUCUGAAGUCGUGGUCUGAUUGAGCAGCAACAUCAUGAUGAUCUCCAGUCAAGGAAGAAAAACCUAAUAUCGCAGUAAUCUCUCAGCAUAGUGAUUUGGUAAAUAUGGAUGACUUGUCCCCUAAAAAAUGAAGCCAAAAAACCCUCCUCUGGACUCUUUCAGAGCCAGGACCACAGAGCAUCAGGUCCCACUCUUCCUGUUUACCAAAAUUCACAUUUAAUCCACUGAUAAAGCGGCAAAGAUCCCUCUGGUUGGUAAAAACCCUGAUAAAGCCUUGAUUUUGGUCUUGAACUUCUGAAACUGCACAGAAUAAAAAGUAAGAGCGUUCUCUCUCAAAUUGAAACCGGUGUUGUCAGCAUCUUUUCAGAAGGUGUACAUCCUGUCAUGGGCUGAAACUCUACAAAUGUUCCCUCAUGUUCUCGGACUAGUUAUUGAAACUACAAACCAAACAGGUGGUGUGUGAGCUCAGCCUGGUCUGGUGCACAUCACUGGGAACUUGACUGUAGCUUCUGAAUGUUCAAAAGUGUUCUUAGCCAGCAAGUGAAUGGUUUCAUUUUCUACGAGCGACGACUGCUGUUUCUCUUUUGCUUGUUCUUUUCCUUCUUUUCCCUCCUUCCCUAUUUCUCUUUAUUUUUCUUCUUUCUGUUCAAUGGGCAUGUCUUGAAAUUACCCAUGAUGCUCAGCCUAAUAAGCUAACUGAUUCUUGUGUGGGUCACGGCGUUAUCAGGUGAAGACAGGUAUCACUCAGUAUCAAGAUCAGCGCAUCACAGCUUCUCUGAUCUCAUGCUUCGGCCUUCCUUAAAUGUGUGUUAUCAACACGGCGGCUCCUGUGUGGAGAAAAAUGCCUGCGACGUGCCGGUACUUGACUCCCCCCCCUCCCCCAUCUGUGUUUGUGUCACAUCCGCUUCAGCUCGUGCACGCAUAUCGCUACCGCUUCCAGGUGUUACAAAGGGAUAUAUACCGCAUUUUACAGCAUAUAUGCCGUAUUGAAAUGCCAAACGCUGCCUUAUUUUUGUUUUGUUUUGACGUUCAGAAAAAAAAUCUUAGCACUUCAUUUUCCUUGUGAAGGUUCGGGGGAAAUUUCAAGAGAGAAAGAAGCCAUUUGUUCACUUUUUUCUGACGUUUCUUUUCAUGCUUUCUUCUGAUAUGGUUUAGAUCACUGCACAGGAAUAACAUGUAUGCAUACCAAUAGAAAACGAGCAGUCACGCCAAAAAAAAAAAGAAGCCUUGAAACUCAAUCUAUGGAGCAGAUUGAUACACCAUGAAGUAUUCUGAUAUGAAGCCACUUUUAACAGCAUUCGUGGAUGUUCUUGCACUACUUAAUCGUCAGAGCAUAGCCCUACUGUACCUGUCUGUCCAUAGCGGUAUAGUUAGAUCUACUUUACACUGUACUGCACUUUCUAAUCGCUCUGUGACUUAAGCACUCGGCCUACUCUGACACAACAACAGUGAUUUGCCAGUGAGCUUGAAGCAUACAAAAAAAUAAUAAUAAUAAAAACAUCCCAAAACAGUCUUGUCAUCUCAGUUCUGCUGUGCAAUCGCAAUACAAAGUGCAUAGACGACUGUAGAGACAUAUUUAAAUGUGACUCGGCACUUAAGAAUAAACGUCCUCUUCCAUGUCUUCCAUUUUGAACGUUUUUUUUUUUCUUUUUCUUUUUCAGUUUAAACUGAUUGUAUUUUGUCCUCGAUUGUGUAGCCGGUGGAAUGUGCUCAUGGUAGUGUGUAAGAUUGGAAAGUUUACAAUUCGUGAUGCAAUUCUGUUUCACAAAUUUUGUAUAUUUAAUAAAGAAUAUUUUGUGUUUCUUGCUCACCGUA